Messenger RNA from Loa loa (African eye worm), 399 nucleotides. RefSeq lists its product as hypothetical. The transcript is spliced from 3 exons. The record is from RefSeq and is a predicted model, not a curated record. Lineage: Eukaryota; Metazoa; Nematoda; Chromadorea; Rhabditida; Onchocercidae. The coding region runs from base 1 to 399 and encodes 132 amino acids.
AUGGUGAUACGUAACAGUGGAGCUGCGAUAUUCAUUUCUUCGCUGGACAAUGAUAAGCGCCUCUAUUUGGUAAUUCUCGGUACUCUCUGCAUAGCAAUCACUAUAAUUAAUGUCGCUAUUUUAUUUGUAACUCUAACAGUAACUCUUUUAUUUGGAUUAUUUGUUCUAAGUUUUUUGGCUGUGGGCAUUGUAUUUGGUGUCAUACUAGCUGCUGUAAAUGUUGAAACUCCGGCUGUAUUCAAGCAUAUUUUGAGAAACAUAAUUACGCGGAUAUCAUUUGUUUUUCGGAAUUUGAAGACAGAUGGAAGUUACGCAUCAAGUGAUGUGGGAAGUGAUUUAAAGGUUGUUUAUGUGGAGUCACAGCCUUCUGGAGUAGUCGACGAGCUUAUUGUUCCGUAA